Messenger RNA from Salvelinus namaycush (lake trout), 618 nucleotides. Its product is annotated as MAPK-interacting and spindle-stabilizing protein-like. NCBI's taxonomy places the organism in Eukaryota, Metazoa, Chordata, Actinopteri, Salmoniformes, Salmonidae. The transcript has a single exon. The record is from RefSeq and is a predicted model, not a curated record. Bases 1 to 618 code for a protein of 205 amino acids.
AUGUUUCCUGGGCCCCACGUUCCCUGGGCCCUAUGUUCCCUGGACCCUAUGUUCCCUGGGCCCUACGUUCCCUGGACCCUACGUUCCCUAGACCCUACGUUCCCUGGACCCUAUGUUCCCUGGGCCCUACGUUCCCUAGACCCUACGUUCCCUAGACCCUAUGUUCCCUGGGCCCUACGUUCCCUAGACCCUACGUUCCCUGGACCCUAUGUUUCCUGGGCCCCACGUUCCCUGGGCCCUAUGUUCCCUGGACCCUAUGUUUCCUGGGCCCUACGUUCCCUGGACCCUACGUUCCCUAGACCCUACGUUCCCUGGACCCUAUGUUCCCUGGACCCUAUGUUCCCUGGACCCUAUGUUCCCUGGACCCUAUGUUCCCUGGACCCUACGUUCCCUGGGCCCUAUGUUUCCUGGGCCCUACGUUCCCUGGACCCUACGUUCCCUGGACCCUAUGUUCCCUGGACCCUACGUUCCCUAGACCCUACGUUCCCUGGACCCUACGUUCCCUUCCCUCAGCCCUAUGUUGCCUGGGCCCUAUGUUCCCUCAACCUAUAUUCCCGGAACCCUAUGUUCCCUCAGCCCUAUGUUCCCUUCAAUAUGUACCCUUACACAGUGGUGUAA